Messenger RNA from Triticum aestivum (bread wheat), 3555 nucleotides. RefSeq lists its product as uncharacterized. Lineage: Eukaryota; Viridiplantae; Streptophyta; Magnoliopsida; Poales; Poaceae. The coding region runs from base 1819 to 3555 and encodes 578 amino acids. Gene Ontology annotation, molecular function: protein dimerization activity. The record is from RefSeq and is a predicted model, not a curated record. The transcript is spliced from 7 exons.
GCUAAACUCAUGUCAAGCCCAAAACGCAAGAAGGGCCAAGGGCCGAGGCUGCAGCCUGCAUACUACGCAUGUAUACGCUGGUAGCAUCCACAUCUCAAUCGAUCAACGAUGAACGACACGCACGCGACUAGCUUCCUGGAGACCUGGACUCUUUCGUCCGCGACGCGCCGCUAGCCGCUGGCGCUAGGGCUUCAUUGACGCCGGCCGCCGGGCGUCGCGCCGCCGUGUUUCGCCCGUCGUCGAUUGCUGAUUCGCGAAGCUGCCGCCGACCGCGCAUCAAUCCAGUACAGGCAGCCGCACGGAAUCGCCACAAUCCCACACCGAAUUCCUAACUGAUCCUGUCCCGUGAUCAGAGAAGGAGGUAUUAUUGUCAGGUUCAUACUACUCGUCAGUUUGAUUCAAUAAAUCAAUUGAUCAACUGUUAGUACUUACUACUUAGUGGUUAGUGACUUAGUAUAUUUUGGCACUUGUCACAUCAAUUCCAGAUUACAUAUCUGCUUUGUACUUAUAUAAGAACUGCAUAGGUCAUGAGGAAGAAGAAGACACCACCGAUAAGUAAUUUUUUCAAGCCAAUUGCUUCAAACUCUACAGUUGAAAAUGCAAAUGCAACCGUGGAGGUCGAUGUCACAGAGCAACCCACUGAUAACAGUGUCCCCAAUCUCAGUUCAGUUGAUAUGCCACCCCCCAAGCAAAAUAUUGAGGCAUCUGUAGAAGUAGAAGUUCUAGAACAACAAAGAAUCGGAAGCACACCAUUCGAGUGAGACCCUGGAAAGCGCAAACAGAUUUGGGAACUCCCUCUUGAUAAGCAAAAUGAAGCACGCCAAUUCUAUAUUUCUGAAGGCCGAUACAUGCCAUACAUGAGAGAGUAUCCAUAUAAUGAUGAUCCACCAAAACAUCGUCGGCGUUUCUAGUACAGUUGGUUCAAGGAUUUUGAAUGGCUUGAGUUUUCACCUUACACAAAGCGUGCAUAUUGCUUCCAUUGUUUCCUCUUCUCAAGAAAGCCGAUUGGGAAGUGCGACUCAGAAACAUUUACUGUUUUGGGCUUUGAUAGGUGGAAGAAGGUGAAUAAUGGGAAAGAGUGUGCUUUUUUAACUCAUAUGGGUAAAGAUGCUGGUUCAGCCCAUAACUUCUCAGUUUGUUGUUAUGAUAAUUUCAAAAACAGCAUGACUCAUAUUGAUAAGGUGUAUGGGAAAGCAACCGCAAAAACAAUUUUAGAUGCAAGGCUAAGGCUCAAAGUUACAAUUGAUUCCAUCCGGUAAGCAAUAUUUUUCUUCCAUCUUAUGUUACAAUAAUUAAAAUAUUAUAUCUUGUAGUAUCCUAACAAAACAAUUAUAUGACAUGAUGCAGGUGGUUAACAUUCCAGGCUUGUGCUUUUAGAGGGCAUGCUGAAUCUCCGGGAUCCAUUAACCGGGGUAAUUUCCUAGAACUCGUAAAACUUUUGGCUUCUUAUAACAAGGAGGUGAAAGAUGUUGUCUUGGAAAAUGCUCCUGGAAACGCAAAGUACACAUCUUAUCAGGUUCAAGAGGAAAUUCUUGCUAUACUUUCUCGAAAGGUGCAAAGAACAAUUAGAGAAGAAAUUGGUGAUAGCAAAUUUUGUAUAAUGGUUGACGAAGCUCGCGAUGAAUCCAAGAAAGAGCAAAUGGCGUUGGUCCUCCGGUUUCCUGACACUGAAGGUACAUACAGGAGCGUUUUGUUGAUGUCAUUCAUGUGAAUGACACUCUUGCAUUGACUCUCAAGGAGACAAUUUGCACUGUUCUAGCAGAUAACAAUUUAAAUGUGGAAGAUAUCAGAGGUCAGGCCUAUGACGGGGCCAGUAAUAUGCGAGGGGAGUGGAACGGAUUGAAGGCUUUAAUUCUGAAGGCGUGCCCUUAUGCAUAUUACAUUCGUUGUAUGGCGCAUCAGCUUCAAUUGGCCCUUGUUGCAGCAUCACGAGAGGUACAUGAAGUGCAUAAUUUUUUUCAACAUGCCAAUUUUGUCAUAAAUGUUGUUAGUGCUUCACCUAAACGCAAUGAUGAGUUACUAGCAAAUCAAGCCACCGAAAUUGCACGUGAAAUUGAACUGGGGGAUCUUGAUACGGGAAAAGGGGCAAACCAGAUAGGUUCUUUACAGAGACCAGCAGACACUAGAUGGAGUUCGCACUUCAAGUCAAUUCGGAGCUUGAGGAAGAUGUUUGGUGCCACAAUUACAGUCCUACGAGGUAUAGCGAAUGAUCAUUCGGUGACACAAUAUUCCCGUGGAGAUGCUGGAGGCGCCCUAAGGAUAAUUGUUUCUUUUGAUUUUGUGUUCAUUUUGCACCUCAUGGAGAGGAUUAUGAAAAUCACAGAUGUCUUGUGCCAAACACUCCAGAAGAAAUCUAUGGACAUUUUGAAUGCAUUAGAUACACUCUCUAACACUAAGGUGCUCCUCGCUGAUCUAAGAGAGGAAGGAUGGGAACCUCUCAUAGAGGAGGUUAAGACCUUUUGUGUGAAGCAUGAAGUUGAGAUCCCCGAUAUGAGUCGCAAGUAUGUUGAUGUGACUAAGUCUCGGAAUACACAUAAUAACAUCACGAUGCUUCACCACUACAAAGCAGAUGUGUUCAAUGUGGCGAUAGAUCAACAACUGGUUGAGCUAAAUGACCGUUUUAGCGUUCAGACAACAGAGCUAAUGACACUCUGUGCAUCCUUGGAUCCAAGGCAUGACUCGUUUGACAUAUCAAAGAUUUGCAUGCUUGUGGACAAAUUCUAUCCAGCGGAUUUUUCUAGUCAAGAGCAGGCUCGCCUGGAGUCACAACUUCCACACUAUCAGUUAGAUGUUUGCAACCAUCCAGAGCUGAAUUCUUCGUCAUCACUGGCUGAUUUGACCGUUGCAUUGCAUAAAACAGGUAAAGCCUCUGUGUAUCCAAUGGUUGAUAGAUUAUUGCGCUUGGUCAUCACUCUCCCGGUGUCAACUGCAACUGCGGAGAGAGCUUUUUCAGCAAUGAAGAUUAUCAAGACACGUCUCCGAAGUAAAAUGGGUGACGAUUUUCUUCGACCUUACAUGGUUGUAUACAUUGGGAAGGAAAUAGCUGCAAAGUUCAAUGUUAAUGAGAUUAUUGAUUUGUUUGAUCGACCGGCUGGGGGGCGUAGAUCUGCAUUCAAACUAGUAGAAAUUUGGACGAAGCCUAUUGUAGGCCAUCUGGAGGUGGAAUGGGAGCCGUAUGGAAGAGGGGAUAGUUUUGGUGACCCUAUAGAGUUCAGGUAUGCCCAGAUCAAGAAAGCAGCUGAUGAGACCGAGACUAUUUUGGAAACAAUCCCAGUUGGGAAAAGCGAUGGGGAAGCGCCAGGGCCAAAAGUUAAGGUUCCUGAUGAUAUGACCUUGGGGACCUAUCAAGUUCGGUCAGCAUACGAGUUAAAGCCUAGGAAGGUAAUCAAUAAAUACACACCUGAAGACUUCACCCAAAGAGGCAAAAGGACGGUCGACACCUCGCGGAUGGCAGCUUUAGAUGACUAUGUGGAUGACGGGGAGGAACCGGAGCCGGAGCUGGAGCAUGUUGCUCUUCCUAGGAAGGAGAAGAAGAUAGCCAACAGGAGGGGGUAG